AUGGGGAAUAUCUUUGCGAACCUCUUCAAAGGCCUUUUUGGCAAAAAAGAAAUGUGCAUCCUCGUGGUGGGUCUAGAUGCCGCCAGGAAGAUGACGAUUCUGUACAAACUGAAGCUCAGUGAAACCGUGAUUACCAUUCCCACCAUAGGUUUCAACGUGGAGACCAUAGAGUACAAGAACAUCAGUUUCACCGUCUGGGAUGUGGGUGGCCAGGACAAGAUCUGGCCACUGUGGCACUACUUCCAGAAUACACAAAGUUUGAUCUUCGUGGUGGACAGCAAUGACCGGAAGUGUGUGAAUGAGGCCCGUGAGGAGCUCAUGAGGAUGCUGGCCGAGGAUGAGCUCCAGGAUGCAGUCCUUUUCAUGUCUGCCAACAAGCAGGACCUUCCCAAUGUCAUCAAUGCAGCUGAAAUCACAGACAAGCUGUGGCUGCACUCUCUGCGCCACAGGAACUGGUACAUUCAGGACACCUGUGUCACCAGCAGGGAUGGGCUCUAUGAAGGACUGGACUGGCUGUCCAAUCAGCUCCAGAACCAAAGUGAAUGCGAACACUCCCCUCCCUCCUUCCUCCUCUCCGCCCUCUGCUUUACUAUCAUGUGGCAAAUGUGCAACUCCGUGGUAUUGAGUGCCAGAAGCUGUCUCCAUGGUUUUGGUCACAGUGUGCAUUGCACCAUGCUGUAA
Molecule: messenger RNA, 681 nt
Organism: Cynocephalus volans (Philippine flying lemur)
Lineage: Eukaryota; Metazoa; Chordata; Mammalia; Dermoptera; Cynocephalidae
Product: ADP-ribosylation factor 1-like
Exons: 1
Coding region: 1-681 (226 amino acids)
Biological process (GO): intracellular protein transport; vesicle-mediated transport
Cellular component (GO): plasma membrane; cytoplasm
Molecular function (GO): GTP binding; GTPase activity
Source: RefSeq, a predicted model, not a curated record